CACAAUAAUCCAGCUGAUUGGUUUCCCUUCAGGUCCCACGGUCCCAGUCCGCCAUGUCGGUUUCCCUUCAGGUCCCACGGUCCCAGUCCGCCAUGUCGGUUUCCCUUCAGGUCCCACGGUCCCAGUCCGCCAUGUCGGUUUCCCUUCAGGUCCCACGGUCCCAGUCCGCCAUGUCGGUUUCCCUUCAGGUCCCACGGUCCCAGUCCGCCAUGUUGGUUUCCCUUCAGGUCCCACGGUCCCAGUCCGCCAUGUCGGUUUCCCUUCAGGUCCCACGGUCCCAGUCCGCCAUGUCGGUUUCCCUUCAGGUCCCACGGUCCCAGUCCGCCAUGUCGGUUUCCCUUCAGGUCCCACGGUCCCAGUCCGCCAUGUCGGUUUCCCUUCAGGUCCCACGGUCCCAGUCCGCCAUGUCGGUUUCCCUUCAGGUCCCACGGUCCCAGUCCGCCAUGUCGGUUUCCCUUCAGGUCCCACGGUCCCAGUCCGCCAUGUCGGUUUCCCUUCAGGUCCCACGGUCCCAGUCCGCCAUGUCGGUUUCCCUUCAGGUCCCAGUCCGCCAUGUCGGUUUCCCUUCAGGUCCCAGUCCGCCAUGUCGGUUUCCCUUCAGGUCCCAGUCCGCCAUGUCGGUUUCCCUUCAGGUCCCAGUCCGCCAUGUCGGUUUCCCUUCAGGUCCCAGUCCGCCAUGUCGGUUUCCCUUCAGGUCCCAGUCCGCCAUGUCGGUUUCCCUUCAGGUCCCAGUCCGCCAUGUCGGUUUCCCUUCAGGUCCCAGUCCGCCAUGUCGGUUUCCCUUCAGGUCCCAGUCCGCCAUGUCGGUUUCCCUUCAGGUCCCAGUCCGCCAUGUCGGUUUCCCUUCAGGUCCCAGUCCGCCAUGUCGGUUUCCCUUCAGGUCCCACGGUCCCAGUCCGCCAUGUCGGUUUCCCUUCAGGUCCCAGUCCGCCAUGUCGGUUUCCAUUCAGGUCCCAGUCCGCCAUUUUGGUUUCCCUUCAGGUCCCACUGGUCCAGUACAGACACACACACACAGACAUGUCCCUGAUGAGGAGUGACAGGACAGUGGUCUGGUCUACUGGUCCGGUACAGACACACACACACAGACCCCCAACAACUAGCUCCAAGCUCUGAUUGGCUCCAGCCAGCUGGUGGAGGCUUUAGUUAUGACCUCGGGGUGUGUGUGUCCUUGUGUACUUUGCAUCUACCAUCUCUUCAUCUUCCAUCUACCAUCUCUCCGUC
Salmo salar (Atlantic salmon) is the source of this 1221-nucleotide messenger RNA. The record is from RefSeq and is a predicted model, not a curated record. Lineage: Eukaryota; Metazoa; Chordata; Actinopteri; Salmoniformes; Salmonidae.